ACUGCCCUACAGGUUCCAGCUCUGGACGUCAUCAAUAUGAUGCUCAAUCUCUACGCCUCUUCUUCACGGCUUCCACGACUCGCCACCACAGUCUCCCGACUCGCUGUUCCGGCUGCUCGGCCCAUUUCGACCUCGCCAAUAUCACAGGCUAAGAAGCCUUUGCUGCCUUCUGCCCAUGCCACGGAGCCCAUGGAGCUCUUAACGAUGAUAGGUCACAAUGCAGACAAGGCUUUGGCAGAUUCGGCCAAAUCCUGGGAGGAUCUGACGAGAGUUUGGCUCAAGGGGUCAGCCAAGCUGGAGGACAUUGGGGGAAUGUCACCAUCAGAGAGAAGAUACAUUUUGCAUUGCUUCAAUGCCUACUCCAAGAACAAAGCUCCUAGCGAGUUCUUGCGGACGAAAAAGACAAAGACCUUCCGAGGGUGAGUCUCAUUAUCGACGAGGCAGAGUGUAGGAUUAUGCUGACGUCCGAAUGUUCUCGCCUCUUUCUCUUCUGGCCUUAUCGACACUGCACUGAUCUUCUAUCGUCCACAACCUUGUCUACUAUCUGUUCACUUGGAAACUUCACACAAACACCACUCAAAAACGACUUUGUCCUUAAUGGCUUCGUGACAUCGCACCGCAUCGCAUUGCUCCCUGUUGGAUUUGUUGCUAUCACCGUUGUACCUGCUGUCCAUUGUCACACGACCCUACAUUAUACAUACUCCGUAUACUACAACAGAUGGGGUCCAUCGAUCCAAAAGG
Kockovaella imperatae is the source of this 741-nucleotide messenger RNA. RefSeq lists its product as hypothetical. The coding region runs from base 37 to 423 and encodes 128 amino acids. The transcript has 4 exons. The record is from RefSeq and is a predicted model, not a curated record. Lineage: Eukaryota; Fungi; Basidiomycota; Tremellomycetes; Tremellales; Cuniculitremaceae.